Zeugodacus cucurbitae (melon fly) is the source of this 1709-nucleotide messenger RNA. It is a transcript of the gene IntS12, whose product is annotated as integrator complex subunit 12. Bases 312 to 1316 code for a protein of 334 amino acids. Lineage: Eukaryota; Metazoa; Arthropoda; Insecta; Diptera; Tephritidae. The transcript has a single exon. The record is from RefSeq and is a predicted model, not a curated record.
AGUACAGUGAAUGUCUGACGAUAUAUAUAGUAUAACUAUCGGUUCAAAAAGUAUAAUGUACUGUAAUAUAACACAUUCUAAAAAGAUAAAUAUUUGCAAUUAAUUAGAAACUGCAAUUAUACAAAAUUAAUUUCGUCAAUCAUAGUGACGACUGAUUGAAUGUUUGUUAACACGCAACCCUGAAAGUUAGACAAAACAGCUGUGGUUUGCCGCAUUCAUAGAAAAGUUUACGUUAUUUUGUGUUUAGAAUAAAGUCAUAUUUAUUUAAAUAAAUUGUUUAAUUUUUUAAAGUGUGUACAUUUUAAAGAAGUAUGACUGCCAAUACCAAUGAAAUGGAAAUGUUACGCAAAGCAAUUAGAUUGCUGCACUCGCCACAUUCAAACUCGGCAGUUGAGCUGAGAUUAAUGCUGGAUGAGGCUAUAAAACAACGUUAUGGGCCGGAGCAUAUGAUAUCGAAUAAUAUGAGCAAAGGUCUUAUGGAGUUAGAAGCUAACUUUCCAGGUCGUGCUGCAACACCGCCACCUCCGCCAGAACAUCCAACGGCAAUGGAUCAAGACCCUGUGGAUGAAGUUAUUAAUUUAACUGGUUCUCCUGCAAAAACUAUAUCCGAUUCACCAGAUACUAUAAUAGACUCUGAUGAUGGCGCAAACAUGGGUGGUGGCAUGCUAGGAGCUGGCGAUGAAGAUGUAAAUUUAAAAGAGUUUGGAGAUUUAAAUUGCGCUGUUUGUGGAGAAAUGGUUUUCACUGCUACAAAUCGUUUAAUUGAAUGUUCAAAUUGCGGCACACUUUACCACCAAGAAUGCCACAAACCACCUAUCACAGAUGAAGAAGCCUCUGAAGGUCAAGAGCACAAUUGGCAAUGUGAUAAUUGUCUUAAUAAGCCCUCCACUAGUAAGGCAGCCGGUGUUGUAAUAGAAGAACCAAUUUCGUUAAUAUCAAAGACGAAAUCAUCAGCCACAUCUUCACGUUCCUCGUCAACUUCGAAUUCGUCCUCACCCUUUGCUAUACUACAGCAAGAAGUAAGUAGUACAACUACUUCAACUGUGCCACCAGUACAAGUGCCGUCAAUGCCUACAAGUAGGCAUCACCAUCAUAAAAGUUCCAGGUCGCAUAAAGAGGAGCGGCCGUCAUCUGGCAGUUCGAAGGCGAUAACAUCAAGCAGUAACAUCAAUCCGACUUUCAAUGUCGUCAGUGCAAGCGAAAAGAGCACUUCACAUACGUCAAAGAAAUCAUCUUCCCACUCCUCUUCGUCCAGUAAAUCAUCGUCAUCGAAGUCAUCAAAACACCAUGACAGUAAUAAGCGUAAAGCAAAGUGAGCUACUAAGCAAGUAAUAAAGUAAAGUUAAUAAAGUAAAUCGUUGCAAAAAACGGCACACGUGGAAUAAAUGUGAAAUUAAUGAAAAUUUAUAAAUUUUUGGAGUAGGAUGCAUUUAAAUGAAAUUCAAUAGUACUACAAUCUAUAAAUAAAACAUAUUGUUAGUAAUUUUAUAUAAAACUUUAUUCAGAGUACAGAUCAAAUAUUUUUGUUUGGUAUCCCUUGCCAGGAAAGCGACGUCAAACUGCAUCUUAUUCGAAGAAGGGAACAAUUACGAUUUUUUAACAAACGAGCGAUGUAUAAAAAAUAAUUACAUACAUAUACAUAUAAUUUAUAAAGAAAGAAAGAAUGUAUUGUGUUUAUAUAAAUACAAAUUAAACAGUGAAAACAUCAA